Molecule: messenger RNA, 4179 nt
Organism: Patiria miniata (bat star)
Lineage: Eukaryota; Metazoa; Echinodermata; Asteroidea; Valvatida; Asterinidae
Exons: 1
Coding region: 1-4179 (1392 amino acids)
Biological process (GO): DNA integration; proteolysis
Molecular function (GO): aspartic-type endopeptidase activity; nucleic acid binding; zinc ion binding
Source: RefSeq, a predicted model, not a curated record
AUGGCGACUUUUCAGAGAACUGUGUUCGAGGAAUUUAACCCAGUGGACGGUGAUAUUGAUACAUAUUUGGAGAGACUUGAUCAGUAUUUCAUUGCUGUGGACAUUGCGGAGACAGAGGCAAACGCUGUCAAACGCAAGGCUAUUUUGUUGAGCAGCAUUGGUUUCACGGCAUAUAAGACACUUAAGGACUUGUCUUUUCCGCAACAACCCAAGGAAAAGUCAUUCGAGGAUUUGUGUAAACUGUUACGGGGACACUACAGACCCAAGAGACUGGCAGUCGCAGAGAGAUUUCGAUUUCAUAAUGCUAGACAAAUGCCAGGACAAUCGAUCUGUGAAUACGUUGCUCAUUUGAAGAAAAUGGCUGUAUAUUGUGACUUUGCGGGGGAUCAACUGCAGGAGAGUUUGCGCGAUAGAUUCAUCUGUGGGCUGCAGUCUGAGAGCAUCCAAAAGAAACUGCUCGCACGCAACUACAAUUUCCAACAAACUCUGGAUCUUGCUCUCGCAGAGGAGGCUGCUGCAAAGAAUGUGAGAGACAUGGGCACUGUGGAGACUAAACCAGUGAAUAGGGUGACUUCUCACUACAAGCGUAAUCAAAAAUGGCAAAAGCCGAGGUCGUCGCAACCAAGGAAGCAUUGCGACCGCUGUGGACUGAACAAUCACAAUCGCGAUGAUUGCCGAUACAAGAGUGCCACAUGCUACAAGUGCAAGAAAGUGGGACAUUUGCAGUCAGAGUGCAAGUCUGAUAGUAAAUCAGGCCCUGCACCACCAACCACGAAAUACACGCCCCAACAGCGAACCAAGCCCAAAGGACGCGUUCGCUAUGUGGGAGACGACGAAAACGCUCGCGAACUUUACGAUCCCACUGAUGACGCAUGUCGCGAUGACAGUACAUUCGUCGACUCGGUUUUUACGGUUACGACUUCCGAUAAGUCAAAAGCGGAUACGUCAGGAGACACGACAGCCGAUACGUACAGCCGUACUUCAACUAUCAAGGUUCCUGUCAAGAUCGCGAACAUUCCCAUACAAAUGGAACUUGACACAGGUGCCGCUGCAUCAAUCAUGAGCCAGUCAGACUAUCACAAAUAUUUGGGGCACAUUCCAAUGCAACCGGUGAAUCGUGUCCUACACGCUUACGCGGGUGCCCAAUUGCGAAUUUUGGGCCAACUGGUUGUCGAGGUUCAGUACGGCGACCAGAAAGCAACGUUACCACUAAUCAUCGUCCACGCAGACAAGUACGCACCACCCUUGUUGGGCAGGGAGUGGUUGACAGUUCUCAAGCUGGACUGGCCUAAUCUGUUUUCUCAGGGUCAAUACGGUGUGAAAUCUGACCCAAUCGCUGAGUUGAAAAGUGAAUAUAAGGACAUUUUUCAGCCAGAGUUAGGCACAGUACGUGGAGUUAAGGCAACACUGCACGUCAAGGAAGACGCUAUUCCAGUUUUCCACAAGGCUCGCACAGUGCCAUUGGCUCUUCGCCCCGCAGUCGAAAAGGAACUCGCCAGAAUGGAGCAAGAGACAAUCAUCUACCCAGUUGAUUUCAGCGAGUGGGCGACACCCCUGGUGUGUGUACCCAAAGCAGAUGGCACGGUACGCCUGUGUGGGGAUUACAAAAAUACUGUAAACAAAUCAAUCCACACCGAUCAGUACCCCAUACCUACUUCGGAGGAAGUAUUCAGCAAGCUAGCCGGUGGGGAGAAAUUCUCCAAAAUCGACUUGAAAUGCGCAUAUCAGCAAAUGUUGCUCGACGACAAAUCCCAAGAAUACGUCACGAUUAACACGCACAAGGGACUGUAUCGGUAUACACGCUUACCAUUCGGUAUCUCAUCGAGUCCUGCAAUUUGGCAGAGAUUCAUCGAACAAGUACUCGCAGGUCUGGACAGCACAUGCGCAAUCAUGGAUGAUGUGCUUGUUACAGGCAAGACGGAUGAGGAACAUCUCCGCAAUGUAAAGAACGUUUUCCAGAGAUUCCGGAAAUACGGUCUUAGGUUGAAGACCGAAAAGUGUCGGUUCAUGCAGGAGAGCGUAAUCUACAUGGGACGCCGAAUUUCUUCAAAAGGGAUUCAGCCAACCGACGACAAGGUUGACGCGAUACACAACGCUCCAGUUCCACAGAAUGUCACAGAGCUUCGCUCAUGGUUGGGGAUGGUCAACUUCCAAGCGCAGUUCCUUCCCAACCUGUCGACCAUGGCCCAUCCGUUAAACGAACUGCUCGGGGAUUGUCCUUGGCAGUGGACGGAUGAAUGUACCAGGGCAUUUGAGGCAGUGAAGGACGCCAUCAGUUCAGACAAACUUCUCGCUCACUACGACCCAGCACUCCCUCUCGAGCUCGCAACGGACGCAUCACCAUAUGGACUUGGAGCAGUCAUGCUGCAUGUGUACGCUGACGGCUCCAGACAUCCUAUAGCAUAUGCUUCACGCUCACUCAAUAAACAUGAGAAGGGCUACGCGCAACUGGACAAGGAGGCCCUGGCAAUCAUGUUUGGUCUCAAGCGUUUCCGCACAUAUCUAUACGGAAGGAAAUUUACCAUACGGACUGAUCACAAGCCAUUGGAGCGAAUCCUUGGUCCCAAGACGUCGAUUCCAACCCUUGCAGCACAACGUCUUCAGCGAUGGGCUGUAAUGUUGUCCGCAUUUGACUACGACUUGCAGUUCAUUCCAUCUUCGCAGAAUGUGCUCGCGGACGCGCUCUCACGUCUCCCAUUACCCACAAUGGAGGAGAACGACGAAGACGCUAUCUACAACAUCGAGGACAAACGCCUCGAUAGCCUACCUGUGACCAGUAAGGAGAUCUCACACGCUACAAGAACUGAUCCUGUGCUUUCGCGCGUGUUAGAGUUCACUAAAAGUGGAUGGCCAGCAGAGGUAAGGGACGAACGCCUCAAACCUUUCUUCAAUCGCAGACACGAACUAUCCACGGAACAGGACUGUUUGUUGUGGGGAUUAAGAGUUGUGAUACCCUACAAGUACCAGAAGUUCAUUCUGGGUGAGUUACAUGAUGCGCAUCCAGGGAUUGUCAGGAUGAAAGAAAUUGCACGAAGCUACGUUUGGUGGCCUAACAUCGAUCGCGACAUCGAACAGACUGUUCGUCUCUGUGCUAGCUGUCAACAGACUAGACACCUUCCAGCUGUGGCACCCCUAAUGCCAUGGGUGUGGCCUAGCUCUUCGUGGCACAGAAUUCACAUCGAUUUCGCGCAGAAAGAUGGUCACGAUUUCCUGAUCGUCAUUGACGCAUACGCAAAAUGGCCAGAAAUCUUCCACAUGAGUAGCACCACCGCGAAUGCAACCAUCACGGUGCUGCGAGACUUAUUCAGCAGGUAUGGCAUCCCCUACCAACUUGUCAGUGACAAUGGACCGCAAUUCACAAGUGAGGAGUUCCAACGGUUCCUCAAGGUGAAUGGCGUAAAACACGUAAGAGUUGCACCGUACCACGCCGCAAGUAAUGGUGCAGCAGAACGAAUGGUUCAAUCCUUCAAACGCGCUCUCAGCUCGAGCAAAUCGAGUGGUCGGAGUUUGCAACAACGCAUCGACAGUUUCCUGUUGACAUAUCGCACUACGACACAUGCAACAACCGGUCGUACUCCUGCGAGUUUGUUCCUAGGACGCGAACUGCGUACUCGUUUGUCCUUGCUACGCCCGGACGUUGAACGCAAGGUGGUCAACAUGCAGAGCAACCAAAAGUUGCACCACGACAAACAGACCCAACUCCGCGAGUUCUAUGCGGGGGAGGAUGUGUUGGUUAAGGAUUUCCGCCGAAAAGAGACUUGGUGGCUGGCCACAGUCGCAGAGCGCACAGCCCCAAAGUCUUAUGUGGUAAUUUUGCAGGAUGGUCGAGUGUGGAAAAGACACGUGGAUCAGAUGAGAAGAGCAGAACGGUCAACAACCAGUCAUUCUCAGAACUCAAGGAAUGGGAUGCACACCUCAGCUCACCAAGAUACUGAUAGGUCUGACCUAGCAUCCAUUCCGGUGUUUAUCCCUACCGCUGAGACAGCUCCAGUCGUUGGCUCGCAAAUUCCUCAGACAGAACGUACACACGCGCCACCCUCAAACGUCACAAAUGGUGAGCAAACUUCACAAUCGGCGACACCGACCGUAACCGCAGGUUCCAGUGCUUCACCCAAACCCCUACGUCGCUCGUCAAGGGUCAGCAAACCCCCAGACAGACUCAUUGAGACUAUGGAAUAA